Molecule: messenger RNA, 797 nt
Organism: Balaenoptera musculus (blue whale)
Lineage: Eukaryota; Metazoa; Chordata; Mammalia; Artiodactyla; Balaenopteridae
Gene: LIM2
Product: lens intrinsic membrane protein 2
Exons: 4
Coding region: 7-663 (218 amino acids)
Cellular component (GO): plasma membrane
Molecular function (GO): structural constituent of eye lens
Source: RefSeq, a predicted model, not a curated record
AUCACCAUGUACAGCUUCAUGGGUGGUGGCCUCUUCUGCGCCUGGGUGGGGACCAUCCUCCUGGUGGUGGCCACGGCGACAGACCACUGGAUGCAGUACCGGCUGUCGGGGGCCUUCGCCCACCAGGGCCUGUGGCGAUAUUGCCUGGGCAGCAAGUGCUACCUGCAGACGGAGAGCAUCGGUGAGGCUCCGGGGCGGGGUCUGGGUUGUGCCUGGGAUCAGAGCCUCCCGCAGGGCAGAACCUUACGGUGGAAAGGCCACCUGUUUUGCAGAUGGAGAACCUUGUGGCUCAGAGAGGGAAAGCGUCCAGCCCAAGCAUACUGGAAUGCCACCCGGGCCUUCAUGAUCCUGUCCUCCCUGUGUGCCACCUCUGGCAUCAUCAUCGGCAUCAUGGCGUUCUCUCAGCAGCCCACUUUCACCCGCUUCUCCCGGCCCUUCUCUGCGGGCAUCGUGUUUUUCGCCUCCACCUUUUUCGUCCUGCUGGCCUUGGCCAUUUACACUGGAGUCACUGUCACCUUCCUCGGUCGCCGCUUUGGGGACUGGCGCUUUUCCUGGUCCUACAUCCUGGGCUGGGUAGCCCUGCUCAUGACCUUCUUUGCAGGAAUUUUCUACAUGUGUGCCUACCGGAUGAAUGAAUGUCGGCGCCUGUCCACUCCCCGCUGAACCCAAACGUGUGCCCCGACUUCAUCUGGACGUCAAAGUCAGGUCACUGAAGAGGAGGGGGAGGGUCUAGAGGCCUGAAAUCCUGGUUCCUAGGGCCUGGUGGAGGCAGUUGAGGAGACCCAAGGCCCCAGCCA